AUGGGUCAGCUGCACAAAGGCGCGACCCUCAAGAAUGCAGCCAUCCUGAACAUGACCAGGAGUUCGGGUGACCGAGCUCUUGACGAGCAACUUCUGGCAGAGACCCGAGAAGAAAUUAGGAAAGGGCGGGCAAUAGGCCCGUUCAAACUGGAGGAGCUUGAGAAGGAUGCCAUUGUUUCCAGAAGGUUUCUGUUGCAGCAGGGCAGCAAGGCUCGAGUGAUCGACGACUAUUCCGUCAGCGGAAUCAACGAUACCUGUGCGGCUCACAAUAAAGUGGAUCUGCAUAUGAUUGACACGCUGGCGGCCUUGACAAACCAGUAUUUCAGGCACUGUGCAGAGAGGCAACUUGACAGUUCCUUGGUUGCCAAGACAUAUGACCUGAAGAGUGCUUACCGACAGAUUCCUAUCCGGGAGUCCCAUCUCAAGUAUGCAUAUUUCAGCAUCUUCAACCAUGAGACGGAGCAGGCUGAAGUGUAUCAGAUGCAGACUCUGCCUUUUGGGGCAACUCAUAGUGUAUACUGUUUUCUGCGGCUUGCAAAGAUGCUUCACUUCAUCGCUGCGAGAGGACUGUUUGCAAUGAACACCAACUUCUAUGACGACUUUGUCCUUGUUUCCAGGGCGGAGACUCAGGACAGUGCAAAGCAUGCAAUGGAGCUGGUCUUCUUGCUAACAGGUUGGGAGUUUGCCCGGGAAGGGAAAAAGAAAACGGAAUUCUCCACUCUGUGCCGCGCACUCGGUGUUGUGUUUGAUUUUUCUUUGUCCUCGGAGCAAAAGUUGAUGAUCGAGAACACUGAGCAACGAAAGCUGGAACGAGGCACGUUGACGCGUCCCAAAGCUUUGGUGCUUAGAGGUAAACUAGGAUUUGCAGACAGCUUCGUCCACGGUCGCUUGGGGAUCUUAGUGCUAAGUAAACUAAUCGAACACGCCUACGGAGCCCAAAAGCAAAUCGACGAGAGCUUGCGAGAUGCCCUUCGUUUCAUGCUUGAACCCUUGAACUCAGGUAAACCUAGGGUGGUUCGUGCUCACAGGCUUGCACAAUGGUUCAUCUACUCCGAUGCUUCAUAUGAACAGAGCAGCAAACCGGGAGGCAUUGGUGGUGUCCUUGUUAAUGACCGAGGUGAGUGCGUCUCUUGGUUUGGGUUCAAUGUUGACUCUGAGACUUGUCUAGAGCUUGGUGCCUCCACCAAAGACACCAUCAUUUAUGAACUAGAAUUGUUUGCCGGAGUCCUUGCGUUAAAAUUUUGGAACGGCAAAAAUUUCGCGUGGUCUUCAAGUAUGGUUCGGAGACAAUGA
Molecule: messenger RNA, 1293 nt
Organism: Durusdinium trenchii
Lineage: Eukaryota; Dinophyceae; Suessiales; Symbiodiniaceae
Source: the annotation of a GenBank genome assembly